AAUUUCCCCCCAAAAAUACCCCAAAUAAAUACUAACUUUCAAAGUGAGAAGAGGAGAGAGAUCAUGCGGGCAACGAGGACUCUGUAGCUAUCAUUCGUCGUCAACUUCUCCGAUUUCUUCGCUAAUUUUUUCUCUUUUUCUUCAUUUUUCUUUCAAUUUUUAUUUCUGCAUUUCAUUUUCUGAGGUUUUCGCGGGCCGACGAUCACUGCAAUUUCUCUUCGGUCUGCGAAUAUCCCCACGGGUAAUUCAAAUUUGAAGCAGAGAUUUUGCGUCUUGCAAUACGAGGUUGGAUUGAUUCAGUUCACUAGUUGCAGAUGAGGUGAUUAUUGGUGUGUUACCAAAAUUUGUUUAUUGUUGAUUUUAUGCUAUCCUGGAACUUUCAGGAAGCCUCUGAAAAUUUGUGAGAUCUUGAUAUAGUGAGGGAUAUGGAUUCAGCCAAGAGUUGGUUUCAUAAGUUGCAGCCGCGUGAUAAGUUGAGGUCUUCAUCGAAAAAGAAGGACUCCGGGAUGUUGGGAGGCAAGGAAGGGUCUGCUCCAACAUCAGAUGAUGAAUCGCCGUCAAAUGUCACACAGCAGAGGGUUGCAGCAGCAAAGCAAUAUAUCGAAAAACACUACAAGGAGCAAAUGAAGAAUUUGCAAGAGAGGAAGGAGCGUCGGAGUGUGUUAGAAAGGAAGUUGGCUGAUGCUGAUGUGUCCGAGGAAGACCAGAACAACUUAUUAAAGUUUUUGGAGAAGAAAGAGACUGAGUACAUGCGCCUUCAAAGGCAUAAAAUGGGUGCCGAUGAUUUUGAACUAUUGACAAUGAUCGGAAAGGGUGCAUUUGGCGAGGUCAGGGUUUGUAGGGAAAAGACAACAGAUCAUGUAUAUGCUAUGAAAAAGCUCAAAAAGUCAGAGAUGCUUCGACGAGGGCAGGUUGAACAUGUAAAAGCUGAAAGGAAUCUUCUUGCUGAAGUUGACAGCAAUUGCAUUGUCAAGCUUUAUUGUUCAUUUCAAGAUGAGGAAUACUUGUAUCUCAUAAUGGAGUAUCUUCCCGGUGGUGAUAUGAUGACUUUACUCAUGAGGAAGGAUACAUUAACAGAAGACGAGGCAAGAUUUUAUGUUGCAGAGACCGUUUUGGCUGUUGAAUCUAUCCACAAACAUAAUUACAUUCACAGAGAUAUUAAGCCCGACAACUUGCUGCUUGAUAAAUAUGGGCACUUGAGACUAUCGGACUUUGGACUUUGUAAACCACUAGACUGCAGUACCCUUGAAGAAAAAGAUUUUGAAGUUCAGAGUGGAAAUGGAGGUUCAGCUAAUGAUGAUGGCUCUACAAAACCAAGACGUACGCAGCAAGAGCAGCUUCAACACUGGCAGAAGAAUCGGCGAAUGCUUGCUUAUUCUACCGUUGGUACACCUGAUUAUAUUGCUCCAGAAGUCCUGUUGAAGAAGGGUUAUGGAAUGGAAUGUGAUUGGUGGUCAUUAGGGGCAAUUAUGUUUGAAAUGCUUGUAGGAUAUCCACCUUUUUAUUCAGAUGAUCCCAUGACAACAUGUAGGAAGAUAGUAAACUGGAGAACUCAUUUAAAGUUCCCUGAGGAAGCAAAGAUAUCUCCAGAAGCAAAAGACCUCAUUAGUAAACUGUUGUGCAAUGUUAAUCAGAGACUUGGGUCGAAUGGUGCUGAUGAAAUAAAGGUUCAUCCGUGGUUUGAUGGUAUUGAUUGGAAAAGGAUAUACCAAAUGGAAGCUGCAUUUCUCCCUGAGGUUAAUGACGAGUUGGACACACAGAAUUUUGAGAAGUUUGAUGAGGCUGACUUUCAAUCUCAAUCAACAUCGAAGACAGGUCCAUGGAGAAAGAUGCUUUCAUCUAAGGAUCUAAAUUUCGUGGGCUACACUUACAAGAACUUCGAAAUUGUGAAUGAUUAUCAAGUUCCAGGCAUUGCUGAAUUAAAGAAGAAAGACAACAAGCCCAAGAGGCCAUCAAUUAAGUCACUCUUUGAAAACAUGACGAGUUUCAGGACAUCCCAAAAUAGUAUAUGUGUAUAUGAAUCCGAGACUGAAGAAGUAACAGAAAGUUCGUGAUGCACAAGAUGAUAGCAGCAAGAAAGAUUUCUAAGGACUAAUACUUGUGCUAGCUUGAGUAACUUCGGGGUUCAGUGCUCAUAUUUUCCACACAAAACCCUUAAUUAUGUACAUUUCAUAUGUUUCGCUUAUUUAAUUUACAUGUAUUUGUAAAUUGUAAUCACUUAAAAUUAUUUCCUUUAGAUAAAUUUGACUGGUUUAUUUCUUUGACAAUAAUGUACUAGUAGAAAUUUGUUAACUAUAGUGUCUAGAAUGACAAUUAGUAAUGAGCUGGAAGAAAAUUAAUCAGCUAUUUAUGACAAAUGUGAAUGUGAUCAUGCAAUUUUCUUUGGAUUACUAGUAAAUUCAAUAUACUAAUCUUAAACUUCUGA
Molecule: messenger RNA, 2425 nt
Organism: Spinacia oleracea (spinach)
Lineage: Eukaryota; Viridiplantae; Streptophyta; Magnoliopsida; Caryophyllales; Amaranthaceae
Exons: 14
Coding region: 426-2054 (542 amino acids)
Biological process (GO): protein phosphorylation
Molecular function (GO): ATP binding; protein serine/threonine kinase activity
Source: RefSeq, a predicted model, not a curated record